AUGACGAUGGUCGACAACGCCGACGUUGACGAGUUCGCCGUCGACAGCGCCGAGUACCGAGCAAAGAAGCGGACGGACGACCCGGAGCUGGCGGCGCGCAUCGCCGCGCGCGUCAACCGCACCUCCGUGGACCGCACACGCGCGAGCCAGGACCGCGCCGCCGCGGACGCGCCCCGCGCGCGCUCGAAGGACUACGCCCGCCCGGCCGCGGUCGAGCACGACGCCGGCGUCGGCCGCACGGCGGCGCUGCAGCGCAUGGAGUCGCUCCCGGAGGACCAGGUAGUAGAUGCGGGGGCGGAGGCGGACGGCGGCGCGGGCGCGGGGGAGCAGCACAAGUUCGUGGCGCGGGACGGCGACGCGGCGGCGAUGGUGCGCACGUCGUCGCUGUUCAAGCCGAGCAACGAGGAGGGGCCGCAGGACACGCGGCCGGGGUCGUCGGGCGCGGUGGUGCUCGGGGUGAACGGGCGCGCGGGCGCGGGGGGCGCGCGGGACAGCAAGGAGCACGCGCGGAGCAGCGUGACGUUCGAGGUGCGGGAGCCGUCCCCGCGCGCCUCCACUUCGGGGGAGUCCGACUCGGAGGAGAGCGACGGGUCUGACUCGGACUUCUCGGUGGACUGGGUGCUGACGGACGCGAACCGGAAGUCGUUCCGCGAGCACGUGAUGUCGGCGCUGACGGCGGUGGUGCAGCACGAGGACUUCGAGCUCCUGAUUCUGCUCCUCAUCGUGGCCAACUGCAUCACGCUGGCCAUGUUCAAGCCGCUCUCGGGGCCCGAGGACAGCUGGAACAAGAACCUCGAGACCGCGGAGCUCGUGUUCAACUCGAUCUUCACGCUCGAGAUGGUCCUCCGCAUCCUCGCGCUCGGCGGGCCCAUCGCCUACAUGCGCGAGCCCUGGAACGUGUUUGACUUCUGCAUGGUCGCCGUCGGGUACACGUCCUUCAUCCCCGCGGCCGCGGACGGGACGUCGUCGCUCCGCGCGCUCCGCGCCCUGCGCGCGCUGCGGCCGCUGCGGACCAUCACGCGCUUCGACUCGCUGCGGGCGGUAGUGGCGUGCUUCAUCGAGGCCGUGCCGCUCCUCGGGCAGGUGGUCAUCCUCAUCUUCUUCCUGCUCAUUCUCUUCUCCAUCGCCGGCGUGUCGCUCUUCGCGGAGGCCUACUACCGCGCGUGCUACGACCCGGCCACGGACACGUACGAGCCCAGCCCGGGCAACUCCCCGGACGAGCUCGGGUGCGGCGGGUGGCGCUCGUGCCCGGCCGAGUACCCCGUGUGCGCGAACACGGGGUUCAACACGGGGCAGGAGGUGGCCGGGUGGGACAACAUCGGCGUCGCCAUGCUGACGUGUUUCCAGAUCAUCACCAUGGGCGGGUGGUCGUACAUCAUGUACCGCUCGGUGGACAACACGGGGUGGUGGUCCGCGUUCUUCUACAUCCUCCUCGUCCUCUUCGGCGCCUACUACGCGCUCAACCUCUUCCUCGCCGUGCUCAAGGUCAAGUACGCCAAGGCGCAGAGCGUCUUCCAGGACCAGCUGCGCGACAAGGCCGAGCAGGAGACGAAGAAGAAGAACACGCUCAUGCGCAUCGGCGCGCACAUCCGGAAGUCCAUCUCCGAGUACACGGCGCGCCGCAGGGCCAAGUCGAUGGCCCGCAUGCGCCAGUCGGAGCGCAUCAACGCCAUCUUCCUGGCGCACGAGGCGGAGAACGAGGGCGCGGACAGGCGCUCGUCCGACAGCGACGAGGUCGACGACGAGGGGAACACCUCGAGCGCGGUGCCGUCCAUGCGGCCGCCGCCCUCGGGCUCGCUGCACCGCACCGUGCUCGAGGGCAGGGCCGCGGCGGGCAGCCCCGCGGCGGAGGGCGGCUCGGAGGGCCGCAGGUCGCUGCGCAUCGGGAGCCUGAAGGGCGGGUUCGGCGAGGGGGAGGAGAACGGGGGCAUCCAGGACGACGGGAAUCCGUUCUUGUCGAAGAAGCCGGCGCUGAUCAGCCCCGCGGCAACGCCGGGCGCGUCGCAGAGCGGACGGAGCUCGAAGAAGGCCGUGAACAUCGCGAUUCCGAAGACUGCGGCCGAGAUCGCGGAGGAGUCGGAGCGGAUUUCGGACUCGGGCACGGAUGGGUUGUCGUCGACCAACUCGGGGCUGAUCUCGCGCGGGCAGGAGGCGAUGUCGGCCCAGAUGAAGCUCAAGCUGCUCGAGGGGAUGCUGCUGGAUGCGAGGGAUCAGAAGGCGUGGUUCAAGGUCGCGAUGCUGCACUUCCGCCUGUGGAACUUCCACAUUGCCGAACACCGCUACUUCACCAACUUCUUCUUCUUCCUGAUCCUGAUCAACACGCUCCUGCUGGCGAUCGAGUACGACGGCAUGCCGCAGGGGCUCUCGGACGGUCUGUCGAUGUCGAACAUCGUCCUGACGGCCCUGUUUGGCCUCGAGGUGAUGAUCAAGAUCAUCGGCUACGGGCUGCCGGACUUCUGCGCGGACGGGUUCAACAUCUUCGACGCCUUCGUGGUCUUCAUGGCCAUCCUCGAGCUGUCGCUGCUGUCCGGCGGGGGGCUGUCGUCCCUGCGCGCCCUCAAGUCCCUGCGCAUCCUCAAGUCCUUCCGGGUGCUGCGCGUCUUCAAGAUGUUCCGCUACCUGCAGUCCAUGCGCAAGGUCGCCGAGGUCGUCGUCGCCGCCACGGGGUCCUUCAUGUCGAUCGCGCUCCUCAUCCUCCUCGUGAUGCUCGUGUUCACCAUCGUCGGCCUGCACGUGUACGGCCCGGAGUCGCUGAAACGCCCGGAGUUCGACGAGGAGUACCAGACGACCUUCUCGACGUUCCUCAGGUCCCUGCGAACCGUGUUCCAGCUCCUGACCCUCGAGGAUUGGGAAAUCAUCAUGUUUUCAUACGUCCGCACCACCGGCUUCUCGGCCGUGGCGUACUUCCUGUCCUGGGUCGUCAUCGGCAAGUGGAUCUUCCUGACCCUCUUCCUCGCCGUCACGCUCGAGGCGUUCGAGUCCAAGUACGACCAGCAGGCGGUCAAGGAGAUGAAGAUCCUGGCCAAGAAGGAGAAGAGACGAGCCGCCCGCCGCGACCGAGCGCGCUCCAAGGCGGAAAGCAUCAAGGCGGGCUCCCAGCCUGGAUCGGCCUCGGACGGAAUUUUCUCGUUCCGGCCCGGACGCAGCCCCAAGGUUGCCCCGGAGAUAAGCGCGGCAGACAUGCCCUCAGACGGGACGCCGAUGACCCCGCCGCGAGUCGCAGCGGCGUUCGCGGGCCACCACGGCGCUGUCGGGCACGGAAGCGGUCUGAGCAGCCUCAGGAAGUCGGCGCUGAAGAACCCCGCGCGCCCGAGCCGGCUGGCGAACAGCAGCGUGGUCGACAGCGGCAACGCCCCUGCGGCGGGGGCGCGGCACGCCCACAGCGGCAUGGAGAUCGGCGACGACGUCGCGCGGCUCGGGACCCGGGCUUCGGGCCUUCGGCGCACCACGGCGCCCGGGCUGCCCGCGGCUGCGGUAAUGAGCUUGGCGGAGGGGAGCAUGCAGACGAACGACACCAGCAAGUUCUCGCACUUCGACAUCGACCACGUUCCGGAGAGCCCGGAGGAGCACCAGGAGGCGGGGGACGCGCAGAUCAACAACGCGGCCUCGGGCCAGGACAACUCGGUCGGUGCGGGAACUGCUGAGUUCGCCCCGGCCGUCAGCGCGCCGCCGGCGGAGGAGGGGCGGGCCGAGGAGGGCAGCCCCGGUUCGGGCGACACGAGGCAGGGAUCGCGCGGGGACGCGGGCGGAGUGCCUCCCACGGAGGAGCUCCUGGGCCCGCAAGGGUUUGGCGAGGGUUGGUUCUCGGGGAAGAAGAAGGGCAGCGACGACGCGGUGUCGUCGGAGAGCGAGUCGCUGUACUCGACGAGGUCCGGGACGUCGUUCGCGCUGAACUCGGAGACGCGCGAGGUGAUGGAGCUGCAGCGGGAGGCAGCGGAGCUGUAUGGCGAAGCAAUGGACGACGCGUCGGCGUCGCAGCACAGCGGGGGGAAGCAGGUCACGAAGCCGAAGGCGAAGGAGGGGAUGAGGCUGGUCGGCAAGACCUUCUGGAUCAUCGGGCGCAAGAACCCGAUCCGGAAGUUCAUCUUCCACAAGGUCGUGACCAAGUCGUGGUUCGACUACUCGAUGUUCCUCGUCAUCCUCGUCAACUGCGCGUUCAUGAUGCUCGAGAGGCCCACCAUCGUCGAGGGCCACAGCCUGUACAAGAUGCUCAAGUACGCCGACAUCUGCUUCGCCGUCAUCUUCGCGGCGGAGGCGAUCCUGAAGAUCAUCGCGCUCAACUUCAAGCAGUACUGGAAGAGCCACUCGAACAAGCUCGACCUCAUGAUCGCCGCGGUCUCGCUCAUCGAGGUGUCGCUGCAGAGCUCCUCCAUCCGCGGGCUCAAGGCCUUCCGCGUCCUGCGCGCGUUCAAGCCCCUGCGCGCCCUCACGCGGUCGGCGGGCAUGCAGCUCGUGUUCCGCUCCAUCACGCUGUCCAUGGCCUCGAUGGCCAACGUGUCGGUCAUCCUCAUGCUCUUCGUCAUGGUCUUUGGGAUCCUGGGCGUGCAGCUCUUCAACGGGCGGUUCAAGCGCUGCAACGACACCAGCGUCGCGGGCGUGGACGAGUGCGUGGGCACGUUCACCAACCCCGAGACGGGCGAGGAGGAGGAGCGCGUGUGGUCGAACACGCUGCUCAACUUCGACCACCUGGGGAACGCCAUGCUCUGCCUGUUCGUCGUGUCGACGCUCGACGGGUACGCGCAGAUCCUGGACGACGCCAUGGCCGCGGGCGAGAAGGGCGAGCAGCCGCAGCCCGGGCAGAACGUCAUCGCGCUGAUCUACUUCAUCCUGUUCGUCUUCCUGGUGGGCUUCUGCCUGCUCAACAUGUACGUCGGUGUGGUGUUCUACCAGUUCUCCCGCAUCCGGCUCAUGAGCACGGCGGGGUGCGCCUUCAUGACCCAGGAGCAGACGGAGUGGAUCGAGCUGAACAAGAUGAUCGCGCGGCUGAGCCCGCAGGAGAAGCCCCCGCUGACAAAGUCCAAGUUCCGCAAGUUCUGCCGGAAGGUGGUGGACCACGACGCGUUCGAGUGGUCGAUCAUGACGCUGAUCGUGCUGUCCACGCUGUCGAUGGCCGUGGAGCACUACAACCAGCCCGACGAGAUGACGUCCAUCCUGGAGUACAUCAACUACUUCUUCACGGGCGUCUUCGUCCUCGAGGCGCUCUUCAAGAUCGGCGCGCUGGGCUUCAUGUUCUACAUCCGCAACCCGUGGAACCGCUUCGACUUCAUCAUCGUGUGCACCACGCUGUUCGACACCUUCUUCAGCUUCCUGGGCCUGUCGUUCGUGCGCACCAUGCGCGUGCUGCGCCUGACGCGCAUGCUGCGCCUCAUCCGGCGCGUGCGCGGCCUGAACGAGAUGUUUUACACCCUGUACCUCUCCCUCCCGGCCUUCGGGAACGUCGGGGCCUUCCUCCUGCUGCUCUUCUUCAUGUAUGCCUACGUGGGCGUGCUCCUGUUCGGGGAGAGCCCGCGGACGCCGUCGAUCAACGAGCACGCGAACUUCUCCGACUUCGGCCGCGCGAUGAUCACGCUCUUCCGCGCGUCCACGAACGACGAGUGGGUGUCGAUCAUGUCGGACUUGGCCGAGCCGGGGAAGUGCGCCCCGACGGUCGACGGCGGGACCGACUGCGGGUCGUUCGUGGCGAUCCCGUACCUCGUGUCCUUCGUGCUGCUCGUGUCGAUGAUCAUGAUCAACCUCUUCACGACGGUCAUCAUCGAGAACUUCGAGAAGCAGACCAAGCAGGACGAGUGGACGCUGCACCCCGACUCGCUCGACCGCUUCAUCGACCUGUGGGCGCAGAAGGACCUCGGCGACGGCACCAUCGAGCCGCGCGACCUCGAGGAGAUCCUCGUCAAGCUCGGCCCCCCGCUCGGCAUCCCCAAGGACGCCAACGCGCGGCAGGUCAUCGCCUUCGUCCUGGAGCUCGACAUCCCGCUCGACCAGAACGGGCACGUGCCGUUCAAGCGCGCGCUGUACGAGCUGGUCAAGAAGGUCUCGUUCAUCGACAUCCCCGAGGGGCAGGUCAAGAGCCAGAUCGACCGCCUGUUCAAGAAGUUCUUCCACAGCCAGGAGACGGAGGAGCACAUGAACUUCUCCGCCUACGUCACCGUGCUGCGCGUGCAGCGCCGCUGGCGCCUCAUGCUGCGCGCGCGGAAGCUGCGCCAGAGGCUCGAGCGGCGCCAACAGCGCAUGGCGCCGCGCGCGCCCCCGCUCAAGCAGGCCUUCGACCUGCGCCAGGCGCUCGAGGCGGAGCUCAAGAAGGCGCCGCUGCCCGACGGCAUGGUCCUCGCGGUCGACCCGUACGCCAUGGAGGACUUCAGCGCGUGGUUCCAGGCGGCGACGGGGGUCGAGGUGGAUGCGGGGACCGGGAGCCCCCGCCCGUCGAAGAAGGCCUCGCGCCAGGCAAAGCGCCAGGCCAGUCGAUUCGGACGCGGGCUGCGCACCAUUCCGAGCGUAGAAACCGACGGGUUGGGGCGGACCAGCAGCAACGGGGCUGGCGAACCUCGGCUCAGCCCCACGGGCUCCGGACGGCUGAAAAACAUCACGUCGUUCGGUGGCGCGAGGAACAGGACUCGAUUUUCCACAGACAAGAAACCGGACCGGAUCGACGAGGACACGCCUCAGUAG
Molecule: messenger RNA, 6666 nt
Organism: Pedinophyceae sp. YPF-701
Lineage: Eukaryota; Viridiplantae; Chlorophyta; Pedinophyceae
Source: the annotation of a GenBank genome assembly